Eruca vesicaria subsp. sativa (arugula) is the source of this 882-nucleotide messenger RNA. The record is from the annotation of a GenBank genome assembly. Lineage: Eukaryota; Viridiplantae; Streptophyta; Magnoliopsida; Brassicales; Brassicaceae.
AUGGAUGAUGAUGAACUUCAUGGAAGCAAUGGACGGAUGCACAUUGGAGAAGCGCAAGAUCCAAUGCAUCAUGUCCACUAUGGACAUCAUGAUUUGCAACACAUCCACAAUGGAAGCCAUAUGGUGGAUGAUCAUGCUGAUGGUGGUGCGAUGAGUGAGGGAGUUGAAACAGACGUUCCUUCUCACCCUGGAAACAUAACUGACAAUCGUGGUGAAGUUGUCGACCGUGGUAGUGAACAAGGAGAUCAGUUGACGUUGUCCUUUCAGGGCCAAGUCUAUGUUUUUGACAGCGUCUUGCCUGAAAAGGUUCAAGCUGUGCUUCUAUUAUUGGGUGGACGUGAAGUACCUCAGGCACCCCCUACAGGCUUAGGAGCAUCUCAUCAGAACAAUAGAGUUUUGGGACUACCUGGUACUCCUCAGAGGUUCAGUAUGCCACAGCGGUUAGCUUCUUUGGUCAGAUUCCGAGAGAAACGAAAAGAGAGGAACUUUGAUAAGAAGAUUCGGUAUACAGUUCGCAAGGAGGUAGCUUUGAGGAUGCAACGCAAUAAAGGUCAGUUCACAUCUGCCAAGUCCAGCAAUGGUGAAGCUCCAACUGCUGGAUCUAACUGGGGGCCUAAUGAAACAUGGGCUAUAGAAGGUAGCGAGGCUCAGAAUCAAGAAAUCUCAUGUCGACACUGUGGAAUCGGGGAGAAGUCAACUCCAAUGAUGCGGCGUGGACCUGAAGGGCCAAGAACACUUUGCAAUGCAUGUGGACUUAUAGACUUAUCCAGAGGAGCUCCUCAAACAGCCCAAAAUAUUGCGGUAAAUAAGAAUGAAGAUGCAAAUCUUGGGGCUGAUCAAAUGAUGGUAACGGUAGCCAAUGACAUAAGCAACUCACAGUGA